AUGUUGGCGGUACAAGUGGAGGAGGUUCAGUGUCGUUCUCAGUCUCAUCCAGGCUGGAAUCGCGGUGAUGAACGCGUCUAAAAUAUAAAACUAGCAGUCGCGUUCGAACAUCAAGAAUCAAUAUACGUAUAUAUAGUGAGUGAAACAUUCCGACCGGGGGGUAGGACAGUGUGGUGUGUGGCGAUUUAAAUUAGCUGGAAAAGGUGACCACUCCUACUUACCAUCGUCAGCUAAAGAAAUCAAUUUGCUAUUAUUUCGAUUAACUAAUAGCGAUAUAUAUUUAGCGAUGCGGUAAACGGCAAUUAAGAAUUCCGUGAGAAACGCGUGAAGUUAUGUAACGAUAACGUAUCAAGGUGUGUCCCGACCGAUUCUCCCUCCCUGAACCGAUUACUGUCAAUCACCAAGAGUCAACGUCCCUUGUUAUUAAUAAUCGACUAUGGAUUUCAUUCAUUCGAUACGAUUCCUUCUAUCCGAGUGUCGGCGAACCAGAUUAUUUCGACGCUACUGGUCGUAAUAUCGUUGACGUAAUGACCAAAUAUAAAAGCGGAGACAGAGACAUCCCGAGAACAGAUAACGAGCAUCGCGUUGUUGCACUCUUUUCCACAAUGCCAACUAAAACAUACAGACGGGCGUUCACUUGGGUCGGAGAGAGAUAAGAGGGAAACGAGUCCGUUUCGUCUUGUGUAUCCGCGAUCGCGUGCGUACUUUGUUAUCGAAUAUAACGAUGCAGUCGCACGCGAAAUUCGCUUGGCAAGAUUCCUAACCAAGUUGGAACCGCUUUCUACUAAAAUAGAGGUCUCAGGCAUCUUGUAAAUUAUAAAAGCAAAAUUCACGACUUUUAUAUAUAUAUAUAUAUUUUUUUUUUCUUCUAAUCAUGUAUAUAUGUAGAGAGACUAUUCUUCAGAUAUUAAAAAGUAACUAUCUAUCUUAGUUUUAAUCGUAUAGUACUCGUUCAUCAAAGAAUACCUGUCUGUCCUAGUUCGUCAUAAUCUCGAAGCUAAUUACAGUGAAAUUCUUCGCUUCUGACUCGUACUUCAAAAUUAUUCAUUAUUAAUUUCAUUUCAAAACGAAGACGAGUAAUUUCAGAAGGUCAACAAUUCUUCACUAACUUUAUUAGAAGAGAGAGAGAGAGAGAAAAAAAAAAUCUAAUCACUGAACAAUUUAGAAGCGAAACAAUUUAGAAAGCUGCUAUUAACUUCGACGAGGCUUAGAAUAAUUAACGUUGCCAUGCUCCACGAACAUCCCACCUACCUACUUAAUUUUAUCAGACAUUGUGUUCAUCGCUGAACAGUAUCUUGGACAGUAUCGCUCGCACGAUGGUUUUAAUAGUCUGUCAAUAAUCGUUCGGCACAAGACUGUGUUGUUAGAAUGGACCCCACGCCGGGUUUCAUUUCGGCUGCAGCCAAGGGUGAAACGCAGUUUCAAAGAUAUAUUGAGAAGGGUGACUGCGUGCUCCCGUUGAACGAGGAGAUCGAUAUAACACAUGCGCCCUACGGCACAGAUUCCUCGCUGAAACCUCGCGUUCAACAGCUUUUCAGCUUGUACACAAACCACAGUGUUCCAUGUUCCAUUCUGUCGCCAGUCGGCUCGAUAUAUUCCUCCUCGCGAUAAAUCCUCGUCUUGGCAAGUGUGAACUUUGUGAGUCUUAUCAGUCGUAUAAAUCGAUUGAUCGUCGCUGAUUCAUUCGUUCAACCUGCGGAACGAUGCAACAGUGAUCACUUUUAUUCGUUCUGUUCGGAGACAUUACGCGUAAUUAGGCUCGCUGCUUCGAGUAUUAUUGACACGGUGAGUUUGCACCUGAACGAGCAAUAUUGUUGUAAUCGAGAUAGUACGUAAUGCUACAUUGUUGGUGGAUCGAGUUUGAUCCUCCCCUUCAUUCAUACUUGCGGGAAAUUAGUAAAUAUUUGGGGCGUAGCAGAUUUUAUAGUGGAAGUAAUUGCGUUGUGAUGUUAUUAAUAGAUUACGGAUUUUCAUGCAAACUCGUGCUUUUGUAACUGUUAAAUAUAGAGGAGAAUCCCUAAAUAACGUUUCGUGUCGUAUAUUAAGCAUCACGAUCCAUCGUCCUGGAUUCUUCACUUUGAUUCCACUUUAGAAUCUUUAUUUUAGAUACGUAUUUGAUCCUUCAUUUCUGAUAUUUUUUAACCUUCGAUAUUCUUCGCUUCGGAUUAUUCAUUUUUUUUUCUUUGAAUUUCUUACGUCAGAUAUUGCAUAUAUAAUUUUGCACAUUGUACACAGCUUGUGUGGAUUUUUCUUUCCAAUUUCCCGCGAAUGCACAUUACGCCUUGCUGUAAUUAUUAAUAUUAUUAAAAAUAGUUUCUUUCGCAGAAAGAUCCAGGGGAACAAAGGUCAGUGCCAUUUGAAAAUUUGCGUGUCAAAUCAGAGUCACCUGAGUACAUAAAAUGCGUUCGUUCGACACCUGAUCGGUAUUACUCAAUCGCUCCCCGCUUCCUGUUCCUUGCUAAUUGUGCUAACACGAAUGCUGUCGUAAUCUCUAUUUAUAGUCAUGAAAUAACAACCUGUCUAGCUUAAUGUUGGCCUUCCAUCAUUCGUACCGUUCCUACACGGGGAAAGACGAUUGCGAGGAAAAUUGUUUCAAAUCUGACUGUGUCGCGAUUGAUUGCGCGUAUCGAUGCAAUCGCGAUUCAUUGACGAAGUGUCAAUGUCGUCUGACGUGAAAUAAGAUCAGGUUAAAUUUUAUUCAGGACCGAAAGCUAGUUUUUUUUUUUUUUAUGAAAUAUUCUGUUUAUAUGAAUUUGUGAAUGUAUAAUUUAUACAGAGUAUCCCAAUAAUCGUGAUGCAGUUUCAUACCAGAAAUUAAAUUUAUUCGUACGAUGCUUUUUCGAGGAAGUCAAGUUUAAAAAUUUAAAUUUAACCAAUCGAGUGCUUAAAGUUAGCAAAAAUCUACAACUUUAGUAUCGGGAUGGUAAAUUAAGAAUACAUUCAUUUUUACAUAUUUAUUCAAUAUAUUGUAAUAGAUUAUAUUCUUUGAACCUUUAACAAGUCAUUAAAUUAUUAAUUAUUAAUUAUUUUAUUAUUGAAUAUAUAUAUACAAUACACUGAACACUUAAAGUAUAUUAAAUCUUGAUAUGUGAAAAACAUUUUUUCAUAUUAUGCUUCGAGAGAAGGUAAAUACGAAAUCUUCUUAAAAAUAAAAAAAAAAAAGAAGACCUUAAAUUCUAUUCUAUAUUUUCCAUGUAUUUUUUCACAUAGAACCGUCAAUUGAAUUUUGAUCGCUAGGAUAUCCUGUGUAAUUUUAUAAUGUAAUAGAAGCUCAUUGGUUUCCUAUUUAUAACUUUUAACUAUAACUAUUUAUAACUUUUCGUUUAUACAUGUAUAACAAGAAUUCGUUUUCAAAUAAAUGAACAGAAGUGAAAUUCUUGGGAAAAGAUGCAAUAUGCAAUAUAAUAUAAUUUCUUGACCGAAUGGAACGCAAACGAUCGAUCUGAUAGAUAUGAACAAGAUUGUUCGCUAAUUUUGAACGCGGGAAUGUUUGUGGACAGCUGCUGAUAAAUUAUGAUUUUAUUAGCUUCGCUAAUAUUAGCUCCGGUUUUCGAUACUUCACCAUUCGAGAGGAGCACUUGAUGGCUUUUAUUGGCUUUAUAUAUUCGUGAAAAUGUAAAUCGUUAAAUAAAAAGCGUAACAUAUAAAUAGGAAAAGUUUUACAAUUCAACUCAAGUUAAAAUAAAUUUGAUAAUAGAUGGUGGAGGGAUUUAUGAUUUAGCGGAUGCAGAAAAGAGAGGGGAAGAAGCAAGUGCUUAAUUAAAAUUCAACGACACUUGAUAUUCAAUCAAAGUGAUCAACUCCGAUCGAGGUUGAUCAUUUUUCGAGAACUCAACAAAUAUUUCGAAAAUAACCAAAAAAAAAAAAUCACAGUAUCGUGAAAUCAUUCGAAUUGAAUAAUUUAAUAGAAAAUAAAAAUCGUGUAAAUAAGAUAGAUUUCACACGUUACAGAGUGAUUAAAUAAAUUAGCUUUAAAGACAGGUUUUUUGACCCCUUUAUCUGGCUUCAUUCUUUAAAAAAAAAUCACUCAAAGUAAAAUUUUUAAAUUCUAUGUUCAAAAAAAAAACAAAAAAAACAAUCAGUUAAAUUUAGCAGAAGACAUUUCUCUAUGCUACUAGGAUAUAGCAAAUCUUCGAUUGGUAAUCAAUUAAACGAUGCACCAAGAGGUACAAUUUUUUAAACGUCAAGCAGCUUGAUUCUCAUUAUUUUUACAACAAGGCCUCCCAGUUGGAAGUCAGAUAAAAUUUAUCAGAGAAUAUACUUCUCCUCGGGAACGUAGAAAGUAAAAUAAGACCUGAAGUCGUAUUCCAUUGUAGCUUUGAAUCCUUUAUUCGCAACAAAUGCCUCGAGACACAAUACUGUUCAACCAAACCAAUAUGGAAGAGUAUCCAACUAUACCCAAUAGUCAAUCGACUCUCUCCUGUCCCGUCAUUGAAAUACCGUGGUGAUUAACUUAAUUGGGGAAUAUUGUUCGCAACUCGAUGAGCAUCUGGCAAAAAAGAUUAUUCCAAGACGAGGAAUUGGCAUCGAUUUAACGAACAGAAUUAUCAUUCGACAGGUGUUAAUUAGCGGAGAGACAGGUUUUCAUUGCCUACACAUCCUACGUGAAGGAGGUUUACAUAACUUAUGUGUAAUUUACGCCGAUUAAAGGACACUAUUCGAUCGCUGAUUAGCACGUACAGUGCCAAUUUUAUUGGAUCGCCUACGGGAAUUAUGUCGAAUCGAUAGCUCACGUUACUUGACCUCAAAACGUCACCGAUAUGUCUACCUGGACGUUAAUGGCGUGUAGAUAAAUUCAGCGUUUCUUUUACUCAAACUUGACCCUCAUUCACUCACUUUCCAUCGUACGAUGCAUCUUUAAUGCCGGAACUACUAAAUCGGUCGUUUUGGAGACUAAAAAAAAAAAAAAAAAAAAAAAAGAAGAAGAAGAAAUUCAAACGUUUCUAAAAGAUCUUCGGCUCGAAUCAUGAAAGAUUUCUCAAUAUUUUUAGAGAAAUUUGAAUUUUGAUAAUUUUCGAGAUUAAAGUCUUUUUCUUUCUCGAAAAUUGCAAAAAUGUAUGUAAAAUGUAUUUUUGGUGGUCGAAUUACCAUGAUGUUGAAGAUUGAAGCUUUUCCUUUGUGACGACGCAGUUAGUGCACGAUUUUUAUUCACUAUUUUAUUUUUAUUGACCAUCAAACAUUAUAACGAUGAAAAUUCGAAAAAUCUGCAAACUUCGUCUCGUUUAAUCCUAAUGCUCAACGUUCAACAAAAGGGCGAAGAAAAAUCGUACAUCAAGUUUCAGGGAGUCGUUGUAAAGGAAAAAUUUCAAUUUCAAUUUCAUUCGCACGUUUGAAUUUAUGUUCGAGAACUUUCUCAAUCGCACGAUGUGCAUGAUGUAAAAGUAUCUUUCGAAAAGGAGCGAACUCACUACCAUUAAAGUACAUACUUCACGCUUUAAAAUGAGGCCAUGAGAUUGUUACGUAAUUUUUUUUCACAAAGUUAAUUUAAUUUAAAAUAUCAACAAUUUUUCCAUAAUUAUCUACAUACAGGUAUCUAAAAAUGUUCGAAUGUUUUUGUGUGCCCCGUGUAUAUUUAGACGGAGAAUAUAAUUAACUUUAGUCCUUUAAUUUCUUCAUGUUGUGAUAUUUCAGGCGUAAACAUGCAAGCCGAGAAGACGGACAAUGAAACCGAGAAAGUAGAGAAAAACGACGCCCAGGCGGAGAAAAGUGAAGAUGAAAAGAAAGAGGAAAAAUCAGCGGAAGAAACUGUGGCUAACAAGGCAGCGAACUUGAAGAUCGAAGAUGAAACUGGAAACUCAACGCCUAGCAGUCCUGGCGCCGCUCCGUCUGGAAGCUUUCUGGCGAGUUUCAAAGCUUUCUCGAAAUUCGGUGACCCAAAAAGCGAUGGCAAGCUGAUUACGUUGAGCCAGAGCGACAAGUGGAUGAAACAGGCGAAGGUGAUCGAUGCAAAGAAGAUCACUACUACUGAUACAGGGAUUUACUUUAAGAAACACAAAUCUACGAAAUUGGGCAUUGAACAGUACAAAGCGUUCUUGGAGGAACUGGCCAAAAGUAAAAAGGUCGAUUUAGCAGAGAUGAAAAAGAAAAUGGCGAACUGUGGACCACCUGGAGUUAGCAGUGGCGCUGGAGGAACUGGGAAAGCGGCCUCCACAGUGGACAGACUGACGGACGUCAGCAAGUACACAGGCUCUCAUAAACAGCGUUUCGACGAGAGUGGCAAAGGCAGAGGAAUCGCCGGUCGAAAGGACCUGGCUGAUCAGUCUGGCUACGUGCAGGGCUAUCAAAACAAAGACACCUACAACAAAGCCCACUAGUUUGAGAGAUUCGCGCGUUUCUGUGAUGUCUUUCGACACUGUGUUGUCCCGUCCACGCACUUCACACGAAACGCCCACGUGUCGUCGCGUUCUUGUCUCGUCGAAGUCAGUCGCGUUCCUCGACCGGCGCACCUGAUCCUCUUGUUGCAGCCUGUUGACACGCUGGCGACAAUCGAUGCAAGCAAUCAAUCGAUGUGACACGCGAUGCUCGGGCGAACGCGUUGGAAGCUCUCCUCGAUGGCGAUACCUUUCAGACGACCCAACGAAGAAACCAAUCAAGUCAAGAAUUUCGUUCUCGAGACUCGAUUUUCUUCGUGGCGAGCAGCGAUUCGAGGAGCUGGUGGUGGUUUCUUGGGCGAUGGUCACGAGGUCACAUAGGUCAUAGAUGAUUCGACGAAGCGUUCUUGCAAGAUAGUUCGUGAAACAUCUGCGAGUCGAGCUGAUUUUAACGAACAAGGCACAUUCUUUUGUUACUAAUCUCUUGGAUACACAUUCUCCAUAGGAAACAUCGUUCGAACUUCUGGUACUCUAAAGUUCGUACUUUAAAAAGCAUCGUGCGCUUCGUUUGCUUUGCACUCCGUGACUUCGCUUUUUAUUGGACUGGAUUGAUCUUAAUCGAUGCAUUUCUCCGACGUUUUGUUUCCCCUUUGGAAUCUAAAGCGUGGGCAAUUUUGUUGUACCGAUCUCUCGUUUGAAUUGAUCAUUCAGUUGAAACGAUAAUACGAGAAUGAAAGAAGAUCUACAGUGGCUCAGGUAUUGAAAUUCUGUUUCUAUUUUCGAACGAUUGGAAUUAUGUGUAUUUUAAUUACGUACGAUUUUAACUUAAUAUGACACACUCUCGUCUCGUUUCUCUUUAACGUAUCGUACAAAAAGUCGGCACACUGACAGGGUCGCAAGUACAAAUAUUUUUUCCUUGUUUCUCAAACGAAGGCGUAUUCAAUCGAAAGUUCAAAUGCUACCCGUGACACUUAAGCUUCGAAAUUCUUUUUAUACGCUACUCUACGAUCGUAUUUACAUUACUUACAUAGAAAGGAUCGUAUACAUUAUGGCAAUAUAGAUUUACGCGAACACUAGUCAGAGUUAGUUAAACGGGAAUUUUAUGGAAACGACAAAAUCGAUGCUGCAGAGCAGACAAUUUCUUCUAUCAGGUUGAGUAAUGAGGUUCAUUCGCUCCUUAUUUGAAAGAACGCAUUUAGUGUGAAAUCUUUCCGAUCGAUUUCACAAUUUAUUCAUUCAUUCAUUUGCCUCUGUCUACGCAGUAUUCACAGUUUUUAUAAUUUUCAGACGUCGUGAAAUACACUUGCCAAUGAGAGACGAACGAACUUGUUACUCAACACUUCUGUAUUACGCGCGCUAUAUAAUCUCUGCUAUUCUCUCGGAGGAUCACCGCUCGGGUUUUUGGUGAAAAGUUAUUGUGAGAGCCCUCUUGCACAAUGAUCGACUAAUUAAUAAUAUUAGUAAACUGACAAGUCAAGUGAAAUGAAGUGAAGUUAGGCAAGUCGUAGCUUCCUCGUUUCUUUUCUUUCUUAAUUUUACAAAAUGUUCCCCAUAUUACAUUACAUUAUUAUUGGACUGCACGUGACAAAGGCGAAUAUAUGAAAUGUACGAAGUAAAGGGCUUAUUAUAAUUUUUAUUAAACUUACCAUAAAGUAAGUUAAUCUCUAUUUUAAAUCUCUAUCUCUCCAAGUGUGUGUCGAUGUGAGUGGAAACUUGCGCAGAAAAUUUAAUGACUUGUAACUUGUGAAAUUUUACUAAUAUUAUUGAUCCGAUUGUGCCAGAUCGCGCAACCGUAUGGGCGUACAAUGUUUGCAAUCGACGCGUUGGAGUAUACGAUGGGAUACGUGGUUGCGUUCAAUGUGAUCAUGCGAAAUAUUUCGAGAUAUUUAUGGUUAUUCUUACGAUAUCUGCGUAUGCGUACAUUAAUCGAAUUAAAAAAGUGUACUUAAAAGAUGAGACCGCCUGGCGCGCAAUGGCGGCGAACUCGAGACCAAAAUCUGUAAGUUUUCUGCCUCUCUCUAAAUUCUAUCUAUCUUCCUUGGUACUAAAUUCUCAAUUACAAGAUAUUCAAGUGAAGCUCAGAAACGUGAAAACUCACCUUGUUUUCAAUCAGCAGAUACGACUGUGAAAGCGACAAGAUACUUUUCUUUUUCCUUUAAGUUAACAAUUUAUUCCAGGAUGCAUCUUCAGUCAAAUAUUGAAGGAAAACGAUUGUUCGUUUAUUGCGUAUAAUAUUUAUGUUGCUUGUACUUUUCUUUCUGACAUAUUUUCUGCAACUUUGUUUUUACUUUCCAAAGAAUUACAUUCGCUUUCGCAACAGUGGCAUCAUCGUAUCCGUAAAGCACUUUCGAGUUCUCUCUCUCUCUCUCUCUCUC
Messenger RNA from Heterotrigona itama, 8686 nucleotides. The record is from the annotation of a GenBank genome assembly. NCBI's taxonomy places the organism in Eukaryota, Metazoa, Arthropoda, Insecta, Hymenoptera, Apidae.